Lotus japonicus is the source of this 2721-nucleotide messenger RNA. Its product is annotated as receptor protein kinase-like protein ZAR1. Gene Ontology annotation, biological process: protein phosphorylation. The coding region runs from base 268 to 2409 and encodes 713 amino acids. The record is from RefSeq and is a predicted model, not a curated record. The transcript is spliced from 2 exons. Gene Ontology annotation, molecular function: protein kinase activity; ATP binding; protein binding. NCBI's taxonomy places the organism in Eukaryota, Viridiplantae, Streptophyta, Magnoliopsida, Fabales, Fabaceae.
GAGAGUUACUGAUAAGAAAUAUCGCGAGAAUUUCACAUUGCUUCUUAUCGUCUCUCUCUCGCUCGACACUUCUCCAACCUUUGUACAGUUGUAUUGUGUCUCUCCCCGAGGUUAAGGUCUUGCUUUCCCAUUCUACCACACACACACACACACCACAGUGCUUCUUCACCUCUCUCUCUCUCUGCAUUGUCUUCUCUUCUCUGUAACACAACCUAAGCUUCUUCUUGUAACUUGGAUUCACUCCAACGGUCACUUUUGGAGGUAAACAUGCUGCUACCUUUCAUUUGCCUCCUUUUUCUUCUCUGCUGCAACUCUCUUGCACCUCUUGUGACUUCUCUCAAUGCUGAAGGCUAUGUCCUUUUAACAUUCAAGCACUCCAUCACUGACCCACAAGGCUCUAUGAGUAACUGGAACUCUUCUGAUGACAACCCAUGUUCAUGGAAUGGGAUUACAUGCAAGGACCAAACAGUUAUGUCAAUUAGUAUCCCAAAUAGGAAACUCUAUGGUUCUCUUCCUUCUACUCUAGGAUCUCUUCCUCAGCUCCGACAUGUCAACUUCAGGAACAACAAGCUCUUUGGAAACUUGCCUCUGCAGCUCUUUCAAGCUCAGGGACUACAAAGUCUAGUGCUUUAUGGCAAUUCCUUUUCUGGGUCUGUUCCAAAUGAGAUUCACAAGCUCAGGUACCUUCAAACUCUAGAUUUGUCUCAAAAUUUCCUUAAUGGGUCAUUGCCUGCUGAAAUUGUGCAGUGUAAGAGACUCAAAACCCUUGUUCUCAGUAGAAACAAUUUCACUGGGACUCUGCCAGAUGGAUUUGGUGCUAAUUUGGUUUCUCUUGAAAAACUAGACCUUUCUUUCAAUCAAUUUAAUGGUUCAAUUCCUAGUGAUAUGGGAAAUCUGUCAAGACUUCAAGGAACUGUUGAUUUGUCUCAUAAUCAUUUUAGUGGUUCAAUUCCAGCUAGCCUUGGCAAUCUACCUGAGAAGGUUUACAUUGAUCUUACUUACAAUAGUUUAACUGGUCCAGUGCCCCAAAGUGGUGCUUUGAUGAAUAGAGGACCAACUGCUUUUAUUGGUAAUCCUGGUCUAUGUGGACCUCCUUUGAAGAAUCCAUGUGGUUCUGAUACUGCUGCUGCUAGUUCACCUUCCUCAUUUCCAUUUCUUCCUCAUGACAAUCCACCUCAGGAUGCUGGUAAUGGUUCUAGGAUAAGUGAGAAAAAUAAAGGGCUAAGUAAGGGUGCUGUGGCUGGCAUUGUUGUGGGUGAUUUGAUUGGAAUUUGCCUUUUAGGUUUGCUGUUCUCCUACUUUUACUCAAGGGUUUGUGGUUGUAACCAGAAUCAGGAAGAGAGUGGUGUUAAAAGGGAAAGGAAAAGAAGGAAAGAGUGCUUGUGCUUCACAAUGGAUGAAUCUGAGGUGGCCCUAUCUGAUCAUGUUGAGCAAGAUGAUCUUGUCCCAUUAGAUAACCAAGUGGACUUUGAUUUGGAUGAGCUUCUUAAGGCUUCAGCUUUUGUUUUGGGUAAGAGUGGAAUAGGGAUUAUGUACAGGGUGGUGCUUGAAGAUGGGGUUGCUUUGGCUGUGAGAAGAUUAGGGGAAGGAGGUUCUCAAAGGUUCAAAGAGUUUCAAACAGAAGUAGAAGCUAUAGGGAAGUUAAGGCAUCCAAAUAUUGUAACUUUAAGAGCCUAUUACUGGUCUGUUGAUGAAAAGCUUCUCAUAUAUGACUAUAUACCUAAUGGAAGCCUUGCUACAGCAAUUCAUGGGAAGGCUGGACUUGUUGCAUUUAUCCUAAUAUCUUGGUCCUACCGAUUGAAAAUCAUGAAAGGAACUGCAAAAGGGUUGGCCUAUCUGCAUGAAUUCAGUCCUAAGAAGUAUGUCCAUGGAGAUCUCAAGCCAAGUAACAUACUUCUUGGACAUAACAUGACAGCCCACAUUUCCGAUUUUGGACUCGGGCGCCUUGCGGAUAUCGCUGGAGGUUCCCCAACCUUGCAAUCCAACCGAGUCGCCACAGAGAAGCUACACGAAAGACAAAACAGCUUGUCCACCGAAGUCGCAACUAACAUGUUGGGAAACGGUUAUCAGGCACCAGAAGCACUGAAAAUGGUGAAGCCAUCACAGAAGUGGGAUGUUUAUUCAUACGGUGUGAUUCUGUUAGAAAUGAUCACGGGACGAUUACCAGUUGUCCAAGUGGGUAUCUCAGAAAUGGACCUUGUGCAGUGGAUUCAGUUCUGCAUUGAGGAUAAGAAGCCACUCUCAGACGUAUUAGACCCGUACUUGGCUGAAGAAGAAGCAGAUAAGGAGGAAGAGGUAAUUGCAGUUUUGAAGAUUGCUAUGGCUUGUGUCAAUAGCAGCCCUGAAAAGAGACCUUCAAUGAGGCACGUGCUUGAUGCUCUUGAUAGAUUGUCCAUUUCCUCUGAUUGAGAAAUUACAUGGAGUUGUGAAUUAUGAUUCCAGCUCAUUUGUGAAACUUGUUCACUGAUUUUUUAUCAGCUUAAAGAAUUUUCCUGGCGUUGAUUCCAAAAUGUAUGAACAUGUCACAAGUUUUUGCUGAUUAAUUAGACUUCUUAUGCAAUUAUUAUAAAGUGGACGAGGGACACUAGUAUUAUUUAAGAAGUCGUUGGAGUUGGGAUGCACAAACCAUGUGGAGCAAAAAUUACUGUGUGUCGUUUGUAAUGGGCUGCUAGUAACUGAUCUCAUUAUUAUUCUGACUUUGAAAGAGACAACAUUUCUCCC